ACGGUCAUCAAUAUUCAAUACGAUCUAGUGUAUACGAGCUCAAACAAACAUUUCAAUUGCAAACGUUGUGUAAUAUACGUACCAAUUUUGUCGCGAUUCUUUUUUGUUGUUGUUGUGAAUAUUGUGUUUGUAAGGAUAUCAAUUUCAAAGCAAAAUGGGAGCACCAGCAACCAAACGACUACAACAAGACUUGAAACGAUUGAGAGAGGAGCCCAUCGUCGGGGCCAUGGCUCAGCCGGCAAACGAUAAAGAUAUUAUGAAAUGGCACGGUAUCGUUAUUGGUACGGACGGGACGUUUUUGGCAGGAAUUCCGAUUCGUUUUUGUCUCGAAUUCGGAAACGAUUAUCCGAAUGCUGCGCCGAACGCAUUUUUUGAGACUGAGAUUUUUUACCGGAACGGUGCUCAAAUGAGGGACUCGAAGGGAAGAAUUGCUGUUUGUUUGAGUAUUUUCGGAAAUUUUGCUCACAUUCAUACAGAGUGGGCAUCGCAGUCACAUGGCUGGUCACCGGCAUAUACUGUUUCUACCAUCUUAAUCUCAAUGCAGGCGUUAAUCAUGGGCAACAUGUUUUCGGAAAAACCGUCGGAUGUGGAACGAAUGAUUAGCAGUGCAUUGAAGUAUCGAUGUGCAGAAACCGGUCACGAUGGAUCCGACUCUGCAAAAUGGUUUCCGCAAGUUAUCACCGAUCCAGUUGAAGCUGCAAAAAUCACCCAAAGAUAUCGUGAAAAGAAUCCUAUGUCGAAUACCCCGCUGGAAAGAUUCUACAUUUGCUACGCUAACGGACAGCUGAACGCAAAUAAUUCUACCAUUGGGUAUGGCGUGCACGUUGAGAAUCCCAGAAACGGAAUACUUUCAUCACCCUGUGAAUAUCUCAGCAAGGAAUGUUUCGUCAAUGGAAACGUCCGUAAAAGUUCGACCAACAAGCCGUUCGAAUUCUGGCUACCGAUUCUGAUCAAAAGUCAAGACUGGUGCGGUCCAAAGAAUGUGAAGGCACAAUUUCUGUCAGCCGUCAACGCCAUAUGCGAUAAGAUUGGCUUCAAGAAGGAAGAACACGUUAUGGUGUUCAAAGUAUGUUCGUCACUAAUGAACAGUCUUGUAGUCGAGAUCAUGCAGAAUAAAGAUAACGCAACUGCCAACGACAAAUUCAUCAACGGAUAUUUCUCGAUGUAUCGUCUGUUACAACAAUACGGCCAGGACAAUCCAGAACUGAUCGUCUUCUCCAACAAGUCACUGCAACUUUUCAAUAAAUCACCGGAAGCACGGAAGAAAUUCAACACACCGAACGUUGGCGAAUUUUUGAUGCAUCUGACUACAUCGACUACAAUGUCCUGGACGGACAUCUCGCAAACAUUUAUGGCCGAAUGCGAAGCAAGAAAUGUAUUUUGGUAUUGCAUCGGAAAUAACAACUCACGUGCUCCUCAUCCGGAACUGUCCGAUCCGAAUUAUAAGGGCCAACGAUCGAUCAAAGUGUUCAACGCUACGGCCGUUAGCCGAAAUCUGGUCAUGUUUCAAAUAAAAUUUGCCAACGUAACGAACUUCUUGGACAUGGCCGAAUUGGAUUCGAACUAUGGACUGGCUCCGGAAAUUUUAACAGCAGAAUUGAAGAAUCUCUACGGCCAGGUGGUGGCUGUUAACGACUGGAAUGCAUUUCACGAUUUCGUUGGAAUGCCUAGAGUUAGUGUAGCGCAACGAGAAUUGGAACUCGUUCAGGCUGUGAAUAUGUCUGCCGCACAAGGUUAUCAUAGACCAGGUGGUAUGGGUGGACGUCGUUAUUAAGAUUAUAUUAAGACUAAACGUACCUGAAUUACGUCAAUUUUACUAAGAGGACGUAUCAUGAAGAAACUUUUUUUUUUUAGUUAUAUUACUUGUGUAAGCUAAUCAAGCAAAUAAAUGAACUUUUGACUUA
This is a messenger RNA of Bradysia coprophila, 1904 nucleotides long. RefSeq lists its product as uncharacterized. NCBI's taxonomy places the organism in Eukaryota, Metazoa, Arthropoda, Insecta, Diptera, Sciaridae. The record is from RefSeq and is a predicted model, not a curated record.